Molecule: messenger RNA, 3563 nt
Organism: Pyrus x bretschneideri (Chinese white pear)
Lineage: Eukaryota; Viridiplantae; Streptophyta; Magnoliopsida; Rosales; Rosaceae
Product: U-box domain-containing protein 33
Exons: 9
Coding region: 730-3426 (898 amino acids)
Biological process (GO): protein ubiquitination; protein phosphorylation
Molecular function (GO): ATP binding; ubiquitin-protein transferase activity; protein kinase activity
Source: RefSeq, a predicted model, not a curated record
UUUGAUUGUUUAAUUAUUAUUUAACAAUUGCGUCUAAAAUUUCUUAGAACUUAAAAUAUCUCGUCCAGACUCAGCAGCACUAUUAAACUACUGCACCGGAUGAUAUCUGUAAUAGUGUAAUUAACCCUUUUAUUUAGUGGGAGUCGGUUUCAACUACAACCAUCAAGCUUAAGACAAUCAAUCCCUUUUAGACGAUUUAAUCAAAUCGAUUGAGAGAGAAUUUCAAGAUUCAAGAACUAUCAUCCCUUCGUGUUUUCCCAAUCAUCCUUUUCCCUUUCGAGUCCUUUUGGUUCACUUUAGGUAGUGGAAGUCGUGGAAAGUAGAAUUCCGCUUUCUGGGCGUGGGUGUUUUGUGCUGUAGAGCUUUCUGAGUUGGGGAACAAGUUCUGUUUUGUAGAUUGGAGGGGCGAUUUCUUGGUUGAAUUGGUUAGAUUUGAGGUCUGGAAGGGAAAAUAUGAAUCGGGUUGCCUGAGAUUUUGGUUCAUUUCUUGAUUUGGAGAAGAUGUAGGUGAACCGGGUGGAGUGUGAUUUUGAUAAAUGGUUUUUCCAAUUGAAGAGGAGCAAUUGUAGAGAGAGAAAGUUGAGUGGGUAGAGUGAGAAAAUGAUGAUCAAGUUCUAAAAGUUGAGGAAAGGGAGGGGUUUCAGAGGGAGAAUGCAAAGUAUUGGAGAUAAAUAGAGAGAGAAAUUCAUAGAUUGGUUACUGGUUUGAGGUUUUGAAUAGCUAUUGGCCAUGGCUGUAGUGAGUUCUGUGCCUGCAAUUGCUCAACUGGCAGGGCGGAUAAGCUACACUCCUAUAUCAGAAUACAUGGCUCGCGGAGAGAUUGUGGAGGAGCCGGUGGCAGUGCCGGUGGCGGUGCCAGCGGUGCCACGGAUGAUCGAAGAUAUGAUCUAUGUUGCAGUGGGAAAAGACGUUAAAGAAAGCAAAUCAACUCUGGUGUGGGCGGUGCAUAAUUCUGGAGGGAAGAAAAUCUGCUUAGUUCAUAUUCACCAGCCCGCUCAGAUGAUUCCUUUGUUGGGGGCGAAGUUCCCAGCGAGCUCACCGACGAAACAGCAACUCAGACUGCACAGAGAAACUGAAAGGCAACACAUGAAUAAGAUCCUUGAUGACUACAUUUGUAUUUGUCUCCAAAUGGGGGUUCGGGUAGAAAAGCUACAUAUUGAAAGGGACUGUAUUGAGAAGGGAAUUGUGGAACUCAUCUCUCAGCAUGGGAUCAGGAAGCUUGUUAUGGGAGCAGCAGCAGACAAGCACCAUUCAAAGAAAAUGAUGGACCUCAAGUCCAAGAAAGCAAUAUUUGUCCGCCAACAAGCCCCUGUUUCCUGUCACAUACAAUUUAUUUGCAAGGGGUACCUUAUACACACCAGGGAAGGAAAUUCCGAUGUAGUUGAUACAGAGGUUCCAUUGCUGCGACGAAGUCCAAUGGAACAGCCACCGCACCGCUUUAGAUCACAAUCUGAUACAAUGGAGCGGACUAAUCGAGCGAAACUCACCAAUCCAGUUCAAGAUUUGUUCCGCAGGGCAAGCUCGGUAAAUAUGGAGAAAUAUGGAGGCAGGACAACAAAUGCUACUUCCACAGAUGGUACUGAAGCGUUUUCAACUCCAAGAAAUAGGUACGAACCAGGAGCAAGUCCUGAGGAAUUGGAUCAGGUAAUAAGGAGGAGUGUUUCAGGAUAUUCAACAGGCUCUUCUGCUGGAUUGGGUGAUUUCACUUUGAUUCAUUGGGAUGGAGUUGAGGGAAGUGAAAAUGGGUCAAGUAACUCAUGCAGACUUCCUCAUUCUAAAGAUCUUAAUCCUUCAUCCCCUCCCAGUGUAUUGGAUGGAAAUGUAGAUGAUACUCUGUAUCAUCAUCUUGAACAAGUGAUGAUAGAGGCUGAAAAUGCAAAGAGAGACGCAUUUCAGGAGGGAAUCAGGCGUGGGAAAGCUGAAAAAGAUGCCAUUGACGCUAUUCGGAGGGCUAAAGCAUCAGAGGUCUUAUAUAAUGAGGAGUUGAGACAAAGGAAAGAAAUGGAAGAAGAACUGGCAAAAGAGAGACAAGAACUUGAAAAGAUGAAGAAGAUACGAGAUGAAGUCAUGGAAGAAUUAAGGGCUGCCCUAGAUCAGAAAUCACUACUUGAGAGUCAAAUUGCGGAGUCUGAUCAGAUGGUCAUGAGCUUGGAGCAGAAGAUUAUCUCGGCUGUGGAACUUUUAAAAAAUUACAAAAGAGAACGCGAUGAGUUGCAUGUGGAACGUGACAAUGCACUUAGAGAAGCUGAGGAGCUGAGGGAAAAACAAGGAGAAGCCUCAAGUUCACACAUACCUCAGUUCUUCUCUGAGUUCUCAUUUGCAGAGAUUGAAGAAGCAACUCAAAACUUUAACCCAUCACUGAAGAUUGGAGAAGGGGGUUAUGGGAGCAUUUUUAAAGGUUCCCUACGUCACACUCAGGUGGCUAUAAAAAUUUUAAAUGCUCAUAGUAAGCAAGGCCCCUCUGAGUUUCAGCAAGAGGUGGAUGUGUUGAGUAAGUUACGACACCAAAAUCUUAUCACGCUCAUUGGUGCCUGCCCAGAAGCUUGGACUCUGAUCUAUGAGUAUCUCCCAAAUGGAAGUCUUGAAGAUCGACUCAGCUGCGAGGACAAUACUUCCCCUUUGUCAUGGCAAACUCGAAUACGAAUUGCCACAGAGUUGUGCUCCGUCCUAAUCUUUCUCCAUUCCAGUAAACCUCACAGCAUAGUGCAUGGUGACUUAAAACCUGGCAAUAUUCUCCUUGAUGCUAACUUUGUUAGCAAACUCAGUGACUUUGGAAUCUGUCGGCUGUUGCCUCGUGGGGAGAGUUCAAGCAACGACACAACGAUCUGUUGGAGAACUGACCCGAAGGGUACUAUCCCAUACAUCGAUCCUGAGUUCUUCUCAUCAGGAGAGCUUACAACAAAGUCAGAUGUUUACUCAUUUGGAAUUAUACUACUACAGUUGCUGACUGGGAAACAGGCUGUGAGGAUAAUAAAGGAUGUGCAGGAUGCAUUAGAUUCUGGAAAGUUUGAAACGCUCUUAGAUCCUUUGGCUGGGGAUUGGCCAUUUGUACAGGCUGAACAGUUGGCUCGCUUGGCAUUAAGGUGUUGUGAGAUGAGCCGGAAGUUGAGGGCAGACCUUGUAUCGGAUGUCUGGAGAGUACUUGAACCCAUGAGAGCUUCAUGUGGUUGCUCAUCAUCAUUCCAGUUGGGUACUGAAGAGCAUUUCCAACCUCCUCCAUAUUUUAUUUGUCCCAUUUUCCAGGAAGUCAUGCAAGAUCCGCAUGUUGCAGCAGACGGUUAUACUUAUGAAGCAGAAGCUUUGAAAGGAUGGUUGGACAGCGGUCACGACACUUCACCGAUGACAAAUCUGAAGCUUGAACACAAGAAUCUCGUCCCCAACCGCGCUCUCCGUUCUGCAAUUCUGGAGUGGCUGCAACAGCUUUGAUCUCUUUCUCCAUUUGCUUGGAUAUUUUUGUUCAACAUAUAUAUUUGAUAACAACAUGCAUAAAUAUAGUGUAAAGAAAUUAAUCGACUAUUGUAAUGUACAGAAAACCGCAUGUUUUGCUUCAACACUUUUUCAUA